AUGUCUAAGCCUGCUGUUGGAUUUGUCGGCCUUGGAGCCAUGGGCUUCGGCAUGGCCAACCACCUUGUAAAGGAAGGGUACCCUGUUCACGGCUUCGACGUUUUCCCCGCUUCGGUGGAGCGCUUCAAGGCCGCUGGAGGAAUUCCAGCCUCAUCCCUGAAAGACUCCGCGUAUGGGAAAGAGUACUACGUUUGUAUGGUGGCUUCAGCUCCCCAAGUACAGAGUGUACUCUUUGGCGAGGGUGGCAUUGUUUCCGCUCUCCCUCAGAACGCGACCCUCAUCCUCUGUUCAACUGUCCCUGCAUCCUAUGCCCAAUCUGUCGCGGCUGAGCUGCAAUCACUCGGUCGUGGCGACAUUCAAUUCAUCGAUGCUCCUGUCUCUGGUGGUGCUAAGCGCGCUGCUGAUGGUACUUUGUCGAUCAUGGCUGGUGCGUCUGAUGCUGCUCUAGAGAAGGGGAAGUUCCUGCUUGAAGCUAUGUCCGACGCGAACAAGCUGUACCUCGUCCCUGGGGGGAUUGGCGCCGGAAGCAACAUGAAGAUGGUUCAUCAGGUGUUGGCGGGCAUUCACAUUCUCGGAGCUAGUGAGGCUAUGGGCUUUGCUGCUCAGCUGGGUUUGGAUGCGGUAAAGACUGCAGAUGCUAUUAAGUCGUCUGACUCAUGGACGUGGAUGCAUGAGAAUCGACUGCAGCGCAUGUUGGAGGAGGAUUGGCACCCCGGUGCUAGUGCUUUGACCAUUAUCCUCAAGGAUGUGGGAAUUAUCACUACCUCUGCCCGACAGAACCAGUUCCCCACGACACUUUGCUCCACAGCCGAGCAAGUAUAUCUCUCUGCUUUGCUCCAGGGCUAUGGCCCUGUUGACGAUUCGUCCAUGGUUCGCCAAUACUAUUCAGAGCCAAUCACUAAAGUUACCAACACCAAGUCCACCGAGGACAACGCCGAAGCCCUACAGCUCGUGCUUGAUGUUAUGCAAUUGACCAACCUUGUGGCCGCAGCAGAAGCUAUUGCAUUUGCCCGCCACCUUAAUGUUGAUCUUAAGCAAUUCUUCACUCUUGUCAGCGAUGCCGCAGGUGCUAGCCGGCAGUUCAUGACUAGGGGUCUGGAGAUGAUCGAGGGUCGCAUCGGACAGAACUCAGAGACUGUCAAUGAUGUUAUCAGCCGCCUGGAGAAGGGUGUACAGAAGGCACGCGACCUGCACUGCCCAUUGAAUCUAGGCAAUGCGGCUAUGAAUGUCCUUCUUAUGGCUAAGCGGGCAGGACUCGGUGCUGAAGGCAGUACUAGUGUGAUCAAGGUGUUUGGAAUUUAG
Messenger RNA from Penicillium daleae, 1302 nucleotides. Its product is annotated as NAD(P)-dependent oxidoreductase. The record is from RefSeq and is a predicted model, not a curated record. The transcript has 3 exons. Bases 1 to 1302 code for a protein of 433 amino acids. Gene Ontology annotation, molecular function: NADP binding; NAD binding; oxidoreductase activity. Lineage: Eukaryota; Fungi; Ascomycota; Eurotiomycetes; Eurotiales; Aspergillaceae.